AGGCCGGGCAAGAGGGCGGGUGGGAAGAUGGCGUCCGUGGCGGCAGGUGGCCUGCCUGGGAAAGGGCAUGAAAUCAGCCUGGCUGCUCUGCGGCGCCACGACCCCUACAUCAGUCGCAUCGUGGAUGUGGCCAGCCAGGUCGCUCUGUACACUUUUGGCCAUCGGGCCAACGAGUGGGAGAAGACUGGAGUGGAAGGGACCCUAUUUGUUUAUACAAGGUCUGCCUCUCCAAAACAUGGAUUCACCAUUAUGAAUAGGCUCAGCAUGGAAAACAGAACAGAGCCCAUUACUGAAGACCUGGACUUCCAGCUCCAGGGCCCUUUCCUUCUCUACCGAAAUGCCACGUUGUCCAUUUAUGGAAUUUGGUUUUAUGAUAAGGAAGAGUGCCAGAGAAUUGCAAAACUAAUGAAACACCUCACUCAGUGCGAACAGUUGAAAGCCUGUCAUGGGGCUGGAGCAGGAUCCUCCCCGGUGACCCUGAACUCAGGAGAGAGCCAAGAAGUGGAUAUCUUACAGAUGUUGACCAAAGCCAAAGAUGAGUACACGAAGUGUAAGACCUGCUCUGAGCCAAAACAGAUAACCAGUUGUUCUGCCAUCUGUGACAACCCUAAACUUAUCAAACCCAUCCCUGUGAGACCCAGCAGCAGCCAGAGGCUGCAAGAUCCCCUGCCCAGCAAGACCUUGGACCCCAAGCCCCAACACCUAUCUUUGACAGCACUGUUUGGGAAACAAGACAAAGCUCCCUGUCAGGAAACUAUGAAAACUUCCCAGACCUUUGCCCACCAUCAUCACCAUCAUCACUACCACCAGCAGCAGCAGCAGCAGCAGCAGCAGCAGCAGGAGAAGCUUCCUGUUCAUCACGGGUUUGCAUGCUCCCUGUCCUGUGAGGAACCCAGGAAGCUCUUACUCCCGGUAGAGAAGCAGCUAUGCCCAGCCAUUCAGAAACUCAUGGUUGGGAGCACAGGACUGCACCCCUUGCCACGGCACCCUGAACAGUGGCCCUGUGAAAGUGGCAGCCCCAGUCCUGCAAGGGGAAUUCUUCCUGGUCCUGUCCAACUGGGGUCCCCCUGGAAUGGUGGGACUGCCUACUGUGCACAGAGCACUGGCAGAAGCCACAAGUUGUUAGAGCAGCUUCAAGGUGCCCCUGGGGCAGUGCAUAAGUAUAAUCCAUGUGCUCCUGCCAGCCCAGCUGUGGCCACUCAGGUGGCUCCAGGCCAGAGCAUGGCCCAGUCACAACUGAUGUAUUUCAGUGGCCCCCUUCCACCUCUCAUACCAGGACAUCAAACUCUCAGGAAGGAGCAGUGUGCACCACCAGUACAAGCCCUGCCCCUCCCUGGCAGCCAGGAGAGCAGCUCUAGGAUGCUCCCUACUCAGGAGCUCCUAAGAAAGCUCCAGGUAGUGCAACAAGAGCAGCAGGCGGCCCCCCGGCCAGCCUUGGCAGCCAGGUUCCCUGUGUCAGCCCAGGGCUCAGGUACAGAAAAGCCCUUGGAAGCCUGGGUCAGCAAGACAGCCAGCAUGGAAAACCAGGCUCCUCUUCUGCAGACCAUCUCAUCUCGGUGUGUCCCUGCUGCAGUGGCCUCUCUGCUCACGCCCCCUGUGGUUUUCACACAGUCCACCUGUGCCCCACUGAGGGAGACUGAUAAUGGGCUCAUGCCCCUAGGAGGCCAAGAACUCCCUGCUGCCUCCUCCAGCCUCCUCCUGCCCCCGCAGAACUGGGACUCCUCCACCAUGGCCAGCAGACCCCUCAGCAGGCUACAGCUCCAAGAGGCCCUGCUGAACCUCAUUCAGAAUGACGACAGCUUCUUAAGCAUAAUCUAUGAAGCCUAUCUCUUCAGUGUGACACAAGCAGCCAUGCGAAAAGCCACGUGACCGACAGCGUGAGAGUAAAGACUUUUGAGAACUGAUUUUUCCAGGUCCUUCAUGUGAACUGGUGCAACCAAACACAUUUCUGCCUUUUAAACAAAGUAUAGUAAUACAGAGUAAAAUGUUUUGUACUGUUGAA
Messenger RNA from Acomys russatus (golden spiny mouse), 2002 nucleotides. It is a transcript of the gene Dcp1b, whose product is annotated as decapping mRNA 1B. The record is from RefSeq and is a predicted model, not a curated record. Gene Ontology annotation, cellular component: P-body. Lineage: Eukaryota; Metazoa; Chordata; Mammalia; Rodentia; Muridae. The coding region runs from base 28 to 1869 and encodes 613 amino acids. Gene Ontology annotation, biological process: positive regulation of catalytic activity; deadenylation-independent decapping of nuclear-transcribed mRNA; deadenylation-dependent decapping of nuclear-transcribed mRNA. The transcript has 9 exons. Gene Ontology annotation, molecular function: enzyme activator activity; mRNA binding.